AUGUCGAGCUACCUACGAAGAGGCCUCAUCAGUGCCAUUGUGUGUCCCAUGCCCAUCAUGGGAGACGCGAACCACAAGGAUAUCAUCUACUCCCUAAAGCACCGGGUCCCUAAACUCCUGCGUCUCGGAACGCCCGAUGCGCCCCAGGCAAUUGUCCUGGUCACGGCCCACUGGACCACCUCGACACCCAUCAUAACGUCUUCGCAGAAGCCUGGCCUCUACUACGACUACUACGGUUUCCCCAAAGAGACGUACUCCCUCAAGUACGACGCGCCUGGCUCGCCUAGCAUUGCGGAAAAAGUCAAGGCCGCCAUGGAGAAGCAGGGCUUGGAGCCCGUUCUCGACGCCAAGCGCGACUGGGACCACGGCGUCUUCGUGCCCAUGACCCUCGUUAACCCCAAGGCCGACAUCCCCAUUGUCCAGGUAUCCGUGCUCAAGUCCGAGGACCCCGCGCAGCACUUUGCCAUGGGCCGCGCCCUCGAGACUCUGCGCGACGAAAACAUCGCCAUCAUCGGCUCCGGCUUCGCCUCCAUGCAUAACCUGGCCAAGAUGGGCGAGCUCAUGAUGGGCCGCCAGCUCGGCGGCGCCACGCCCAUGCGGAAGCGCUCCGACGAGUGGAACACCGCGCUGACCGAGGCCGUGAGCAAAGAAUCGGCCGGGGAGAGGGCGGCCGCCCUUGCUGGCUGGAGACAGCUGCCCCACGCGGACGAGAUGCACCCCAAGAGGGGCGGGGAACACUUCCUCCCGCUGCUCGUGUGUGCUGCGGCUGGCGGCGAGGAAAAGACGGGGAACUACAAGGAUGAUUUUAUUGGCAUUGAUGUGUUUACCUACUAUUGGGGAAACCAGAUUGACCUUUAA
Messenger RNA from Parascedosporium putredinis, 858 nucleotides. Lineage: Eukaryota; Fungi; Ascomycota; Sordariomycetes; Microascales; Microascaceae. The record is from the annotation of a GenBank genome assembly.